AUGUCGGGAUUGCCAAGCAGGGCAGACGACCCGAUCAAUGGAGUCGAUGUUCGGGAGCAAGGAAGCGCUUUGAGGGUGGCGACGAACACUCCGCACCUCGUGAGUCUCGGCACCGGCCGCCUUAGCACCGCAGUCACAUUGCAUCCCAUCAAACAAGGUCGCGUAACAAUCGGUUCAGAUCCCACAUGCGAUAUCUACGUCGUAGGCACAGGGGUGGCAAAUGUGCACUGUAGGGUGGAAAAUUCACAUGGAGUUGUUACCCUGUACCCUAUCAGCGGUACAACCCUACUCGAUGGACUACCGGUGGAGAAACCUACGAGAUUGUCACAAGGUAGCAUGUUGACGAUCGGUCGCUCGAACUACCUCCGCUUCAACCAUCCGGAAGAAGCGAAGCUAAUGAAAUCUGUGCUUCCUUCUGGGCACGUGUCGAUGGCGCCCAUACAAUUUACGCCUAAUGAUCAAUGCUUACCCACGGGCUAUGUUAACCACCACUCUGACCCGACCAACCAAUGUUACCAGAACAUACAAAAAAUAUACAAAGAAAACUCUCUAUCGCAACUCGACCACGAAUUGGAUAUGACAUUAAAAGAAAUGUCUAGAAAAAAACCGCCCGUAGCUCCUAGGAAACCAUAUAAAGAUGAUACGGACUCGAAUUCAGAUCAAGAAGGCAGGCCGAAAAUAGGCAGUAUAAUGGCUAAAGUGUCAAAAUUUGAAUAUUACGCGAAGCAACAAAAAAAUGUCGGCCGAAGUCAAUUUUACACGACAAAUGAAAUCGAAAUAUCUCCUAAAGUAUUUAGCGCUAACUCUCUAACUGUCAAUACUCCAGCAAAAGAUGUAUUAGGCAAUAGAAACAUACCGAAUUAUAUGAGCAAAAAGCAAGAACAGAAAAUGAUUGUGUUAAACGAAAAUAAUAGUCUCGAUCCAAAGAAUUGUUCAUACGCGAAUGUUGCGAUACGAAAUAAAACUAAAAUCGACGAUAUAGUUCGAAAUUUCGAUGAUAGUUUAAAAAAUGAUGUUAAAUUACCUAAAAAAGUUAAUAACGAUCAACAAAGUAGACCGGAUAAUAAUAUUUAUGGUAAAAUCAACAUCGAUCGCAAGGAUUGCAAGAAUAAUUUAGAUUGCAAGGCUGAGCCUAGCAAGAAUAAUUUGGAAUGCAAGACUGAAUCAAGCAAGAAUAAUUUGGAUUGCAAGAUUGAGAAAAGUUUUAACAUGGAUUUAAGUGAAUAUGGACGUUUAUGUGGUGUUGGUAAAGUUGUAUGUUUGUCUUCGCCGGCAUUCGAUAGGAACCCUCAAUACUCACCGGUUUACGCAAACUGUCACUACGAUAGAAGUAUUGAAGCUGAAAAUAUGAGAAUGAAGGCAUAUCAAGACAGGAUAAAGGAAGAGGAACAAAAAGAAGUAGAGACGGCCCGUUUGGAAGAAAUACUCAACAUGUGCGCUGAAUACGAGAGACAGAUAACUUCGGGUGUGCCAAUAACACCGACGGAGAAAAGGCCUCACAAUAAAAUUAUAACAAAUGGCUCGCUACCGCGCAGUGUCUCUAUGAACAACCCGAACUUCGUGCAAACUUCCGAUGGAUAUUAUAAGUUCGAUACUAGUCAUAACAGAUCUAUGAAUCAAUCUCUGCCUAUACCAAGAAAUAUGUCGAAUUACGAAAACUUUGACACAUCGCAAUCUAACUUAGAGACUUUAACGCCAGAAGUCACUAUUAGCGAUAAUAACUACGAAAACAUCGGCAGAAUGGAUGAAAUAGGCAUACCAGUGUUUGAUGAGCCUAGAAACGAUUUAUCUAGUCCCAUAAUGAUAAGAAAAUUGCAAAAUCAAAGCUCCAAUAUAUCGCCAAUAGGCAGUCCAUAUGAAAAUGUCUAUUUCAAAAAUAAUUUAGGCUUCAAACCAAAGUCACCGAACACUCAAAGUCCCAGGACGAGGAUAAAAACAACUUUCGCACACAAAAAUCUGCCGUCUCCACAGUAUUUUAUAUUCCCAACUCCGCCGCCUGUCGAUAAUUCGAAUAAACCUAAUUUUGAUACUGCAAAUAAUGAGAACAGCAGUAUGGCUACAGAUAGUAAUAGAGGAGACAAAAUAAGUGGUAUCGAAAAACAAUUGAGCUUAGAAGAAGAGAUACCAAUGAUUGACGAUGAUUUGACAAAUGACAUAGAAUGUAGAUAUUCCAAAGUCAUAACAGAUAAAAAUGAUGAAACUAAUGACAAUAAUGAUCAAAAUGAUCAAAUCGAGACUCUAACUAAAAAUAAAAGCUUUGAUGAUGUCAAAAAAGAAUUAAUGGCUGACAUACCAGAGUUAGAAGAGUUUGAAAGGGAUUUAAAGGAAAAUAAGCGUGAGAAAAUUAUACAGACAAUAAGUGAGGAUAUAAAGAAAAUGAACAAUGAAGUAGAUUCGAUAGAUAGCGCGGUCUUAGAUGAAACCUUAGAUGAACUGAAAUCUAGAUUUGAAAAAUUAAAGGAAGAGAGAAAGAAGCUUGUGACGGAAAUUCACGAAAUUAAAUGUAAAAUGACGGAAAUUAGAUCGCAAGAGGAUGAUAUUUUAAGAGAGUUGGAAAUGGAGAAAGCCCUAAUCAAAGGAGAAUAUGACUCGGAAAUAGCAAUUCUAAAUAUAGAACAGAAGAAGAAAUCAGAUUUAAUAGACAAAGCCAAGAGUAUAGAGGAAGAAAUCAAACGGUUAAAGGAGAAACAAGAAUCGCGCCAGAAUGAAAUGAAAGACAGAGUGGAAGUAGCUACUACGAAGGUUGAAAGAAUUGAAAACGAUAUAAGAGAAAACAAAGCUACGUUAGAGGAAUUACAGAACGCUCAAGACAUAUUGGACAAUGAAACGAAAAUAUUUGAAGAUCUAGAAUUUCAACAUUUGGAGGAAGAAUCUGAGUUAUUAGCAAAUAGGGAAGAUUUACAAAACGAAAUAAUGCUAUUAUCUAAGAAAAUUGAGGCUCAAAAAACUAGAAUAUUAACUCUAAAAUCGGAGGCAAAUAAUAAUCUGACGUCAGCAUUAGAAGAAACAAAAGUUUUACAAGCUGAAUACGUUAAGCUUUUGAACCAUGUCGAACAUUUGACAGGCAAAGUUCAAAUUAUAGAAAAAGAAAUCAAACCUAUUGUUACUAAAUUAAACGAUAUAGAGAGAACUCAGUCGCCGGAUAGUGCGUUUUAUACGGACCAAACUAGAGCGAAAUCUGGUGAGUUCGGUUAUUCCCCGCAAAAUUCGGACAGCGAUGACGUAGACGUGGCAAAAAUAUCAAAUUUUGAAAACCACACUAAAUUUUUAAAAGACAAAUUCAAUUCUAUAGAUCAAAUGUCGCAAUCUAUGAUAGUUGAUAUUGAAAGGCGCGUCAUAACUGAUCUUGAUGAUCCAAUAGAAGUUGAUAGUAGUCCGUCCAAAUCUUCUAACUCUUCGAAAGAAAAGAAAGGCUUCUGGGAAAGAAAUUUCGAUUCGCUAAAACGGAAAAGUAAGGAUAAGAAGAAAAUCGAACCUAAAGUCGAUCUGAUGUCGCAGAGUCUCAACGAAAAUAUAUUUUACAACGAAAACAUAGAAGUGGAUACAUCUUUCGACAAAUUUAAUAGCCUCAGAAAUUCAAAAAAGAAAGACAAAAAAGAUAACGGACCCGUGAAAAGCAAUUCGUCGUCCAAAAUACCAACUUUUGCAGCGUUAGGGAAGAUAAUUAAAAAGGAUUCGCUCAAACGAAAAGAUAGUACGACGAAAAACGACGAAGAGACAAAAAAUAGAUACGUCAAAAACAAACCAAUCAUAACAGAUAAUAAAUACAUCAAAUCAAAAUCUCUAUCGCCAGACAAGGCAGAUACAAUAAAGGAAGAAAAUGAAAAUUUGAAAGAAAUAAAAGUCUUACAUAGAAAAAGCUGUGGAGAUGAACCUAACACAAGAGAAUUCCAGAAAAUAACGGAUUCAGGCAAAAUUCCGUCACAAGACGAUAUUGAUAGGAUUUCUAAAAUAACUUUAGAUGCGCCCAUUUUGUCAAGCGAUGACGUCAAUUCGUUGGGAAAAAGAACUUUGGAUAGUUUGAUGGAGAUUGAGAGGAAGAGAAUGGAAAUGCUAGAAGAGAAAGGUUGUCAAGUGAUAGAAGACGAACGUGAGAAAAUAUCCGAAUUGAAACGACGAGUUCAAGACGAAACCAAAAAGCUCUGGGACCAACGCACCAAGGGCAAGACUGACAGCUGUCAGAUGUCAACCGCCAGCCAAGUGUCACACGUCAGCCAACUGUCAAACGUCAGCCAGCUGUCAAACGUGAGCCAGCUGUCAAAUGUCAGUCAGAUGUCAGACUUUGACGGCAAUGUGGAGGGCGCGAAAAUGUUCGGCGCCAUCGAAGACAGUUAUGAUGAAUUUAACAUGACCAACUCUACGAUUUAUGAUGAGAGUUCUGGGUUUAUGUCGUCGUCAAUAGAAGAGCUACAAGUUCGUAACUCCCGUACCGAAUCGACAGAAGACGACAAACGUAGCGAUGACAGCCGCCCGCUCAGCCACGCUUCAGACUUCAGCAGAGAUAAUAUAUUGGGUAACGCGCCGCGUCGUAGCCGCCGCGGUAUCGCAAAUGAAUGGCAGAGACCCCUCACACGGUAUUUGCCCGUCGAUAGGGAAGACUUCGAUCUACGACGUCAUGUUGAAUCUGCAGGUCACCAAAUUGAGCUCUGCCCCUACGUGACGAUCAACUCUACGUCGUGUCGCGGAUACUUACACAAGUUGGGCGCAAAGUUCCACACCUGGUCCAAAAGGUGGUUCGUUUUCGAUAGAGAAACGAAAACGUUCGUCUACUACUGGGACAAGAGCGAGAAGAAACCACGUGGCGGUGCGUACUUCCAGGUAAUAGAAGAAGUGUACCUAGAUCAUGGUAACACUUCGAAAUCUCCAAACCCACAAACAACUUUCAUAGUAAAAACGCGCCAAAGGAGAUACUAUCUAAUGGCGCCUUCCGGCGAGGCCGCUAGAAUAUGGAUAGACGUUUUAUUUACCGGCGCACAAGGAUAUACUGAAUAUUUAGAA
Molecule: messenger RNA, 4998 nt
Organism: Brenthis ino (lesser marbled fritillary)
Lineage: Eukaryota; Metazoa; Arthropoda; Insecta; Lepidoptera; Nymphalidae
Source: the annotation of a GenBank genome assembly